This is a messenger RNA of Rhea pennata, 1234 nucleotides long. RefSeq lists its product as uncharacterized. Bases 35 to 1234 code for a protein of 399 amino acids. NCBI's taxonomy places the organism in Eukaryota, Metazoa, Chordata, Aves, Rheiformes, Rheidae. The transcript is spliced from 4 exons. The record is from RefSeq and is a predicted model, not a curated record.
CACGGGGACGGGGGGGGAUGGGAGGGACGAGGGGAUGGGAGGGACACGGGGACGGGGGGAAACAGGCACUGGGGGGUCACGAGGUCACAGGGACAGGACGGUGCUCGCAGCCGGAUGCCCCCCCCCCCGGGUGCCGAAGCUCCAGCCCCCUCCUUGUGUCCGCUGUGCUCCUGAGCCCCUCGGCCCUACAGCCCCACGUCCUGUGUCCCUGCCCCUCAUGUCCCCCCGGGUCCCUAUGCCCCCACAUCUCCCCAUCCAUGUGCCCAUGUCCCCCCAUCCCCCUGGGUUCCUGGGUCCCCCAGGUCCCUCAUGUUCCCAAAUCCCCGCGUCCCCUGUCCCAUGUCCAUGUGUUCCUAUGUCCCCGUGUUCCCUGUCCCCCCUUGUCCCCAUCCCUUGUGUCCUGCCCCUAUGUCCCAUGUCCCUGUCCCCCCAUGUCCCUGUCCCCCCAUCCCCCGUGUCCUAUCUCCAUGUCUUCUGUCCCCGUCCCCCUGUGUCCCCCUCUCCAUCCCUCAUGUCCCCAUGUUCCAUGCCCCAUCCCUGUGUCCCCAUGUCCCCUGUCCCCCCAUGUCCCAUCCCGCCAUGUUCUGUGUCCCAUCCCCUUCCCCCAUGUCCCUAUCCCUCAUGUCCUGUCCCCUCAUGUCCUGUCCCCUCAUGUCCCCAUGUUCUGUGUCCCAUCCCUGUCCCCCCAUGUCCCCUGUCCCCAUCCCCCGCACCUCUAUGUCCCUAUCCCCCAUGUCCCAUCCCCCUGUGUCCCAUGUUCCCGUGUCCCCAUGUCCCGUGUCCCGUCCCUGUGUCCCAUCCCCCGUGCAGCAGCCGCACACCCACAGCUGGGCUGGGACUGGGACCGGACCGGCUGAACCGGCCCCGCGGCCCCAUGACCCCCCCGCCCCCCCGCUGGGAUUUAAGGGCAGCUGCAGGGCCCCACGGCAUCGGCACGGCGAGAGCCUGCGGAGCUCGCAGCGAUGUGCCAGGGCUGCCAGUGCCUGAUGAACCUGCUCCGCUGGGGCUGGGGCGUCCUGCAGGGCCUCUGGAGGGGCCACAAGGCGGGGCCACCGCCGCCGCCCGAGCGGACGACGCUGGUGCGCAGCAAGGACGACUGAACCGGGCCGGAGCCGAGCCAGAGCCGGGCCAGAGCCGCCCCUGCCCCACGGGCAGAAUAAACGCCUCCACCCACUACUGUCUCUGUCCUUGCAGUGCAGCCCCCCACCCCCCACCCCGUGGACCCAGGAAAUAA